UUGUUAACCUCCCCAAAAGGUUCCCCCUGUAACAAACCUGUUUUUAUUUCUUUCAUAAUUUAAGAAGUGAGUUGUUAAGUUUGUUUUUAAUUUUGUGCACAAUGGGAUGCUUCAAAAACAGAAUUGUUAUUCUAGUGUAUUGUUGUAAAGAUUCAAAUGUUUACCUAUCCUUUUUAGAUAAUCAUACCUAAACAAGUUGAAUGCCACUAGCUGAUUUUCCAGAGAACUCUGCUGCUCUGGUUUAAACACGCACAUAAGUAGCAAACUUGUUACUCAAGCUCACACAAGUAAUAACUGACUUCCAGGAAAGCAGGAUUUUUACAGGAAAAUUAAAAUGAAAGUACAGUUGGGUUCACUUUAAAGGCGUGGUGCAGGAAAGAGGAGGAAGAUUAGAGUGAGUCACACCAGAACCGAACAUUCCACUGUGCAACUUCCAAACUUCAGCUUCUGCUACCAGACUGCUGACAAAAAAAAAAAACAGUGGUGUGCACACAACCCCAUACAGAGCGCUGCCUACCCACACAUGCAGAGUAAUAUUGAAUUCAUACCCAAAAGCUUUUGCCAUGGGGUUGGGUGAAAAUACCUCAAUGGACUAUUAUGAGGACAAUGGUGAAUCAAACUUCACCUUUGACUACACUCAGUUUGAAAUGCUUUGUGAAAAAGAGGAGGUGAGAAAUUUUACUAAAUUGUUCCUACCUGUGUUUUAUUCACUGGCUUUCAUUGUGGGAAUUGCAGGAAAUUCAUUAGUGGUGGCAAUCUAUGCCUACUGCAAGAAACCAAAGACUAAGACAGAUGUUUAUAUCAUCAACUUGGCAAUUGCUGAUCUGUUACUGCUAUUCACCCUCCCUUUCUGGGCUGCAAAUGCAGUCCAUGGAUGGAUGCUUGGAAACAUCAUGUGCAAGGUCACUUCUGCUUUAUACACCAUGAACUUCAGCUCUAGCAUGCAGUUUUUGGCUUGUAUCAGUGUGGAUAGAUAUAAUGCCAUUUCCAAACCCCAAAGUCACCAAAGAGGUGGAAAGCAAUGCAGCGUAACUUGUAUCUGUGUCUGGCUGGCUGCCAUUUUGUUGAGCAUUCCUGAACUGAUUUUUAACACAGUCAAGAAAAACGGUGACCGGUAUGGAUGCUUUCCUGUAUUUCCAAUGGACCUAGGAACACUCCUUAAAGCAACCAUUCAAAUCCUGGAAGUUACGCUAGUAUUUGUGUUACCCUUCCUCGUCAUGCUGACCUGCUACUCAGCUAUUGCCAGAGCACUCGUUAGGUCUCCAAACGUUCAAAAAUCUAGGCCCCUCAAAGUUCUGCUUACAGUAGUGGCUGUUUUCAUUGUCACUCAGCUGCCUUACAAUAUAGUCAAGUUCUGGCGAGCCAUAGACGUCAUCUACUUGCUGAUUACAGACUGUGACAUGAGUAAAACCAUAGAUGUUGCCCUCCAAAUAACUAAAAGUAUAGCCUUGUUUCACAGCUGCCUGAACCCAAUCUUGUACGUCUUUAUGGGAGACUCUUUUAAAAUGUACAUUAUGAAAAUAGCCAAAAAUUUGGGAUAUUGGAGGAGAAGUCGCAAUUUACCAACUGAAGAGAUUUCUAUGAAUUGUGCCAGCCACACAGAAGAAACAAGUAGCUUUACUAUAUAGCAGCUGUAGCACCGUCUCUAACCAGUGUAACAGAAGGGAACAAUUAUAAUGCAUCUGAGAGCUAUUUCCUCUUUGAUUAAACUUAAACAUCCACGUUACUCUGCAAGUCAAAUCUGAAGUGAUGUUCUGACACAUGAACCAGCCAAGAUGUUGCAAAGCAAUUCAAAAUAGAAUAGACCAAAAACCAUAUAGCAAAGGUAAUGGAAACAACAGAAACAGAGUUCAGCUUGAAUGCUUGAAAAAAGUGGGAUUUAAAGGGUCACAGUGCUAGCCCAUUACUUAGAUGAGGAGUGAAUGGACUACAUACCGGUAUGCUAAUCACAACAAAUAUAUACUUAAUAUGUAAAAAAGAAAAAAAAGGAAAAAAACAAACAUGAUGGCACUGAAUGUUGUACCCCACAGUUAAUGAUCUUCAGUCUUUUAAAAUGUAACCUUCCAGAGUUGCUUCUCAAAACUGUUUCAGGUCUUCUUAUUGAGUUUAAAUAUUUGUGUGAAAUUGCAACUCUGUUUUUCCUCAGCUGUCACUUCACAAAUGGCCUGUGAGGCUUGAGCUGAGGAAAUAGUUCAUCUCUGGUAUUUCACAGAGGCAGCAGCAAACAGCAAACUAUGGUCCAGUGUCUUAUGAUUCCAAAUAUGUGUGGCAUAUUUAAAAGAGUUCCUUUUCUGUAACAAUACAGAAUGCCUUUUAAUUAUAUUCUGCUUGCACUAGAUUGCAAUGAAUCCUAUUUCCUAUUAUAUGCACAUGCCAAAUCUUUGGUUUUAAAUCCAUAUUCAUGUGAGAUUACUCAGAGCCUCAUUUGGUCAUUUCCUGGAAGGCAAUUCACAUUUCCAGUGACCUCUAUAAAAUGCUUUGGGAACUGAUGCAACAAUCAGCAAUGGAAAUGUCUUACAUUUUGCAGAUGACACUUAUGAUCUAAUUUUGAACAUGUAGCCCUAUAAAGUUAUAGAAAAUUAGUUUUGAUUUGUAAAUGCAUUGUUUGCCUUUAUGGAUAUUUUGCAGGUGCACUUCAGGCACCAAUCUCUGUAGCUUUAGCACACUGAGUAUAAAUAAUUGGCUGAAGCAAGAGAGCAUAUUUAUACUCAAUAGUUAAUGAGUGGACACAGUCAUGGUCCUUAAGGAAGGAAUUAGUGAGAUUAAAAGUAAUGGCCUGUGAUAGCUAGAAGAUAGACAAUUUUUUUAAAUUGUUCAUAUAAUUGUUACAUUUAAGAGUUUAAAGAAUACUCAGUUUCCUUCUACUCUCUGCAAUCUGUUUACAUGAGUUUCACUGCGAGGAUGGUAACAAAGGUGGAUCUAAUCGGCUACACACCCCACAUUACAAUAGUCUCAAGACAUUCAUAUGUAUUUGAUGCAGAAAAUAAGGUAAUGAAUGCAGGCCCACUGAAUUAAGGAAGGUGGCUAAUCAGUCAGCAAAUCCUGUGACUUCAUCCCUGUGAGAACAGGGCAAGGUAGGUGGUCAUUUGGUUACAACAUAAGCUCCCUGCCCUAGGAAGAAGGGAAAACACAAAAAAUGAGGAAGCUAGAGCAGGAAACAGACUGGGCUCACGAGAGGAGGAAGAUGGAUACACCUCUACCUCGAUAUAACCCUGUCCUCAGGAGCCAAAAAAUCUUACCGCAUUUUCAGUGAAACUGCGUUAUAUCUAACUUCCUUUGAUCAACUGGAGUGCGCAGCCCCGCCCUCCUGGAGCACUGCUUUACUGCGUUAUGUCCGAAUUCAUGUUAUAUCGGGUCACGUUGUAUCAGGGUCGAGGUGUAUGUACAUAGGCGAAAGAUGAAAGGCCGGCUUUGUGGCCCUCGGUGUAGGGAAACUAAACCAUUAUUCAACAGAUCAUUGCCUGUGCUGCUGCAAGACAGUUUUACCAGUCAGUUUACUGGUGAUAUGCUAAAACGGAGGUGUUGGUAUUAUGAAACUAAUCAGUGUUAUGCCCAGUAUCUAAUUUUAGGAGUUUUUUAAAAAUAUAUAAAUAAAACAACCUUCAUUUAUACUGAUAAAGCCUCACUCUAGUGAAACUAACAGGCAUUGAUAUAGCUAUUGUUCUUCAUCUGUAAUAUGCAUGUAUUGUGGGCUAGACUCUCGACUGGCGUAUAUUGGCAUACCUCCAUGAUUUACAGAGGAUCUGGCCCUGUGUAUUUUAAAAGCAGUGUAAUCGAUAUAUUAACAAGAAUUUAAGUCUAUAACGAAGAAAGCGCUCUAAGGCAACCUCCACACAAGGGGCCUGGCAUUUCCUCGUGAAGUAGAUGCUGUGGUAAUUACUACCUAUAAAUAAAUAAAUAAAGGUGAUACUGUAAAAUGGUGGCCCUGAUGUAUUCACUUCUGGUUUUAAUUAUAUCCUUGCUUUUAUUAGAUUUAUUAUAUAUGGAGAAGUAAAAAUCUCUGCCACACUUUUUGUAUUUGUGAUCAGUUGAAAAAUUAAACUGUUUCAAGCAACUUGCAUUUCAAAAGGUGUUCCAAAAACAAACACUUCAAGUAAUCACUGGACUCCAAUAUAGAGCCUCAUUUAAAGCCCACUGAAGUGAAUGGAAGUCUUUCCAUUGAUUACAAUAGGCUUUGGAUAGGCCUCAAAUGCACUCUAUUUUGACCUGAAGAAGAGCUCUAUGAAAGCUUGUCUGUCUCUCUCACCAAGAGAAGUUGGUCCAGUUAAAGAUAUUACCUCCCCCACCUGGUCUCUCUAUUUUGAGACGUGAGAGUUACAUGUUCAGACUAACAAUAGGUAUACAAGAAAUCAUCAGGCAUGCUUUGUAGGUUUAAACUUAUGGACUGUAAAAACCUGUGUAAGAUUACAGAGAAGACAAGAGACAAUCUUCUUCUUUAUGUUGAGAUAACAGCAGCUAUCAAUC
This is a messenger RNA of Mauremys mutica (yellowpond turtle), 4464 nucleotides long. It is a transcript of the gene ACKR4, whose product is annotated as atypical chemokine receptor 4. Gene Ontology annotation, molecular function: chemokine receptor activity; scavenger receptor activity; chemokine binding. The record is from RefSeq and is a predicted model, not a curated record. Gene Ontology annotation, cellular component: membrane. The transcript has 3 exons. The coding region runs from base 564 to 1628 and encodes 354 amino acids. NCBI's taxonomy places the organism in Eukaryota, Metazoa, Chordata, Testudines, Geoemydidae. Gene Ontology annotation, biological process: chemotaxis; immune response; G protein-coupled receptor signaling pathway.